This is a messenger RNA of Phytophthora nicotianae INRA-310, 108 nucleotides long. RefSeq lists its product as hypothetical. Lineage: Eukaryota; Oomycota; Peronosporomycetes; Peronosporales; Peronosporaceae. The record is from RefSeq and is a predicted model, not a curated record. The transcript has a single exon. The coding region runs from base 1 to 108 and encodes 35 amino acids.
AUGAACCCCAGUGCCAGCGACUAUAGUAUUUUCGAAAACGGAGUGCACGCUGGAGGGAAUAACGCUGCAAUCUCAGCUGGUCGUGGACAUCCACCCAUGUACGCGUGA